Messenger RNA from Beta vulgaris subsp. vulgaris (sugar beet), 1237 nucleotides. RefSeq names its product cinnamoyl-CoA reductase 1. Bases 68 to 1048 code for a protein of 326 amino acids. Gene Ontology annotation, molecular function: oxidoreductase activity, acting on the CH-OH group of donors, NAD or NADP as acceptor. Lineage: Eukaryota; Viridiplantae; Streptophyta; Magnoliopsida; Caryophyllales; Amaranthaceae. The record is from RefSeq and is a predicted model, not a curated record. The transcript is spliced from 6 exons.
AAAAAAUGAGGUGAAAGGUGACAAGCCUCACAAGUCACAACCAGACCUUGCACUCAAUACGCCAAAAAUGUCGACAACAACAAGAGACGAGAAAGUGGUAUGCGUCACCGGUGGUAGCGGCUACAUUGGCUCUUACCUCGUCUCUCUCCUCCUUUCACGCGGCUACACUGUUCAUGCCACCGUCAAAGACAUUAAUGAUGAACAAGAAACGAAGCAUCUAGAAUCCCUAGAUGGUGCUGAAACUCGCCUUCGAUUGUUCCAGAUUGAUCUUCUUCAAUAUGAUUCUAUCGUUCCCGCCAUUUCCGCCACCUCCGGUGUUUUCCACCUCGCUUCCCCUUGUAUCGUCGAUCAAGUUCACGAUCCUCAGAGUCAAUUGCUUGAUCCGGCAAUAAAAGGGACGAAUAAUGUAUUGAGAGCUGCAAAAGAGGCAGGUGUAAAACGCGUAGUGGUGACUUCUUCUAUUUCUGCUAUUACACCUAGCCCUAAUUGGCCUGCUGAUGUUGUUAAAGGAGAGGAUUGUUGGGCUGAUGUUGAGUACUGCAAGGAGAAAGGGUUGUGGUAUCCACUUUCCAAGAUAUUGGCUGAAAAAGCAGCUUGGGAAUUUGCUAAAGAGAACAACUUGGACGUGGUUGUGGUCAAUCCUGGCACUGUGAUGGGGCCAGUUCUUCCUCCCACACCAAACGCAAGCAUGUUAAUGCUACUUCGCCUUCUUCAGGGCUGCACGGAAACUUAUCGAGAUCUCUUUAUGGGAAUUAUACAUGUUAAGGAUGUAGCCCUGGCACACAUUUUAGUAUAUGAAAACAAGUCUGCUACUGGAAGACACUUGUGUGUGGAAGCUAUAUCACAUUACGGUGACUUUGCUGCCAAAGUUGCAGAACUAUUUCCAGAAUAUAAAGUGCCAAGGUUGCCACGAGAUACGCAGCCAGGGCUGUUGAGGGCCAAGGAUGCAUCAAAGAAGCUAAUGGAUUUAGGUCUGCAAUUCAUACCAAUGGAUCAAAUAAUCAAGGAGUCUGUUGAGAGCUUAAAGAGCAAAGGAUUUCUAUCUUGAAAUUGUUUUACAAAGACUUCUCAUCCUAGCUCAGAUCAGAAGGCAGAAGCUAUAUAUAUAUCUUAAUAAGCCUUCUGUUAAUUGUUAAGUGUUGUUCUUGUAUACUGCGUAUGAUGUUGUAUCAAGUGUUUAGCAACCUUGGCCUGAACCAUAACUUGUCCUAGGGCCUUAAUAUAUGAGGUUUUGACA